Molecule: messenger RNA, 3268 nt
Organism: Vespa mandarinia (Asian giant hornet)
Lineage: Eukaryota; Metazoa; Arthropoda; Insecta; Hymenoptera; Vespidae
Gene: yata
Product: N-terminal kinase-like protein yata
Biological process (GO): protein phosphorylation
Molecular function (GO): protein kinase activity; ATP binding
Source: RefSeq, a predicted model, not a curated record
CACUAUAAUAGUAAUCAGUGACCCAACCCUGGGAAUGACCAAUCCACCUAAAGAAUCGUAUUAUAAAUAUCGAUAUAUUUCAUCAAUUCAUUUAUUAAUUCAAGCGGAUAAAAGAGACGUCAAAAAUCUGUCAUUGAGUUUAAUUGGAUCUUAAACUAAACCUUUUUAUAUGUAAUUUUAACUCCUUUGUAAAGUAUCAAAGAAUGAUUUUGAUUUAUAUUGAAAUGAGACAAUAAAUGUUAAAAUGUGGUCUUUUUUUGCGAGAGACCCUACAAAGGAUUUUCCAUAUGAGAUUGGAGAACCUGUUCCAGGUUUAGAAAAUAAAAGUAUUUGGACGUUACAUAAAGCUAAAAGAAAGGGUUCUACUGUGGGAGAAGAUGUGUCCGUGUUCGUAUUUGAAGUCAAAAAUGGUGGAGAACAUUUCUUGGAUAUUGCACGCACAGCAGUCAAAAGACUUAAAACACUCAGACAUCCAAGUAUACUUGCAUAUUUUGAUAGUCUUGAGACAGAUAAAAUGGUUUAUUUAGUGACUGAAAGAGUAGAACCAUUACAGAAUCGUCUUUCACGCAAAUUAGAUUCUGAAGAUGUUAUCAAAAUAGAUUUGUACUUUUCUUGGGGAAUAUUUCAAGUCACAAGGGCAUUGAAUUUCUUAAAUAACGAUGGUAAUUUACGACACAACAAUGUCAAUUUGUGGGCUGUAUUUGUAAAUGAGGAAAGUGGUGAAUGGAAACUUGGAGGAGUUGAAUAUAUGACUGCUGUGGAUACAUUAUAUACAAAAUUGCCUUCAAAUUUUGAAGUAUAUCAACCACCAGAAAUUAAAGAAAAUGCAAAGCCAGCUACUAAAUGCUCAAUUGACAUGUGGGGACUUGGCUGCCUGAUCUGGGAAACAUUUAAUGGUCCACUUAAUACCCUCACUCAACUUAAAAAUAUUAGUAAAAUACCGAAACAGUUAGCAGCUGUAUAUCAGGAACUAACAGGCAACAAUGCAGAAGGAAGACCAAAUCCUGCAGAUGUGAUAGCACGUUGUCGUAGCAAUGGAGGAUUUUUCAAAAACAAUCUUGUUGAUGCACUUUUAUUUUUAGAAGAAAUUCAGAUGAAAGAAAGAGGAGAAAAGGGACGUUUUUUUUCACAACUUGCUGGUCAAUUAAAUUCAUUUCCGAAAGGUGUUGGAAGAUUUAAGAUUUUACCACAAUUACUAGCUGCUUUUGAGUUCGGAGAUGCUGGGAGUGCAGUAUUGCCUCCUUUAUUGCAAUUAGGUAGUCAGUUACCUGAUUCUGAAUAUCAACGUCGUGUAGUACCUUGUGUUGUAAAAUUAUUUGCAUCCAAUGUUCGAGCAACUAGACUACGAUUACUACAGCAAUUAGAUAGAUAUAUAGAUCAUCUCCAACCAGCAACUGUAAAUGAAGCAAUUUUCCCGCAGGUAGCACGAGGCUUUUUAGAUAUGAAUCCAGCAAUUAGAGAACAAACUAUAAAAUCGGUUGUGCAUUUAGCUCCUAAAUUAGAUUAUAACAAUCUUAAUGUUGAAACAUUAAGGUAUUUUGCAAAACUUCAAUCAAAGGAUGAAAUGGGUGGUAUUCGUACAAAUACAACUGUUUGUCUUGGAAAAAUUGCUCAACAUCUCCAUCCACAGAUAAGACAGAAGGUCUUAAUAGGGGCAUUUAUAAGAGGUACACGUGAUUCAUUUCCACCUGCUAGGACUGCAAGUAUUCUAGCUUUAGCAGCAACACAACAAUACUUCCUAUUGCAAGAAGUAGCAAAUCGGAUUUUACCUGCUUUAUGUCCACUUACUACAGAUGUUGAUAAAGAAGUGAGGGAUAAUGCAUUUCGAACUAUACGUGGAUUCUUAUCUAAGCUUGAAAGAGUUUCAGAAGAUCCAGGACUUCGCGAAUCAAUGGAGGCUGAUGUAAAUACUGCUACACCUAGUUUGAGUAAUGCUGCAGCAACAUGGGCUGGAUGGGCUGUAGCUGCAGUUACUGCAAAAUUUUACCGUAGUCAAUCGGAUACACCAAAAUCAUCAAACUCUCAUAAUACAUCUAGAAUUUUAUUAAAUAAACCUGCUUCUCUAGAACAAGCCAGCAGUUCACAAAGUAGUGCAAGUACAACUGCUACAACAAGUAGUACAACAAGUAUGACAUCUCUUGAUCAUGAUCAUGAACAUGAUAUUCCUAACACUACAAAUACAAAUUCUGACUGUGAUUGGGACUGUUGGGAUGCUGAUAAUUGGGGUGACAUGGAGCAACAGCCUUCAACAUCUGUUCCAUCUAAUUCAGCUACUAAUAUUUCAAUAUCUUCUCAUUCUCCCAAAGCCCAUGAUCAAUGGACAAGUCUUGAAGAAGAACCAGAAGAAGAAGCAGUACAGGAAAUAGAGGAUAAAAAUGAAGGAAUUGAAGUAGGUUGGGAAGAUUCUGAAUUUCAACCACUUGAAGAUAUACAGCCUAUAGAACAGAUAGGUAUACCUAGUGGAAACAAUAAAUUUGAAGAGGCUAAAAGAAAAAGAGAUGAACGGAAAUUAGCUAGACAAAGACAAAUGGAAGCAAAGAGAGCUAUAAAAUUAAGAACUAAUACAAUUAAUAAAAAACUUUAAUUAAAAUAUCAAAUUCCCCAAAAAAUGGUACUUAAUUAUACCUUAAAUAACUUAAAUUAAUAAUACUUUCUAUAUAAAAAGUUUUAUUUAAAGUAAAAGAAGAUUAAAAAGGUUAAUUUAUGUUGUUUUUUAAAUUACAUCUAUAACGUGUGUAUGUAUUUGUGUGUGCGUACACUUACUGCACUUACGUAUCUAAUAGUCUCUAAUUAUAUCUAUAAUUAUUUUCAAAAUACAGGGUAUUCAGUACUUUCGGAAUCAAUGAAUUCUACACAUGAAAACGAUAAAAAAAUAUAAAUGUAUACCUUACUUGACCUUUUUUCAAGUUAUAUUGAGUUUCUUUAAUAUACUGUAUCUAUUUAUCUUCACAAAAGAUGUUCAAAAUGACUUCCUUGCAUUUUAAUAUAAAUUUAGAGACAUUUAAAAAUUGAUCGUCUUAAACUCUUCAUUUCUUCAGAUAUCCAGGUAUUGUUUAAAUUUUCGAAAACCUCAUUCAAAUCUCUCAUGAAAUAUUUCGGCACUGUCAACGGGCGAUCUGUACAUGACGAAUUUCAAAUAAUCCCACAAAUAAUAAUCCAUUGAUUCAACGUUGGAUAUCGAAUUGUGUUUGUAAAUAGAUAGGUGAAAUCAGUAAUUCAACUACUUCUAUCUUUCGACAGAAUCAUUUCAACAUAAAAUUUACUAUAA